GGCUUUCGUGGGCCGGGGUAUAGCUUCGUGGCCCGCGCGCGCGCUUCUCUCCGGCGCGGGCACCGGCGCGGGCCAUGGCUUCAGCUUCCUUGUUGUCUGCGUUGGCUGUGCGGUUGUUGCGCCCCACGCAUGGCUGCCACCCCCGCCUACAGCCCUUCCACCUGGCGGCAGUGCGAAAUGAAGCCAUUGUUAUUUCUGGAAGGAAACUGGCCCAGCAGAUCAAGCAAGAAGUACGGCAGGAGGUGGAAGAGUGGGUGGCCUCAGGCAACAAGCGGCCACACCUCAGUGUCAUUCUGGUUGGUGACAAUCCUGCCAGUCACUCCUAUGUUCUCAACAAAACCAGGGCAGCAGCUGAAGUGGGAAUCAACAGUGAGACAAUUGUGAAACCAGCCUCAGUUUCAGAGGAAGAGCUGUUGAAUUCAAUCAGCAAACUGAACAAAGAUGAGAACGUAGACGGCCUCCUUGUUCAGCUGCCACUCCCAGAGCACAUUGAUGAGAGGAAGAUCUGCAAUGCUGUUUCUCCUGACAAGGAUGUUGAUGGCUUUCAUGUCAUCAACGUGGGACGAAUGUGCUUGGACCAGUACUCCAUGCUGCCAGCCACCCCAUGGGGCGUGUGGGAGAUAAUUAAGCGAACAGGCAUUCCAACCUUAGGGAAGAAUGUGGUAGUGGCUGGCAGGUCAAAAAACGUUGGAAUGCCGAUUGCCAUGUUGCUGCACACAGAUGGAGCUCAUGAACGGCCCGGGGGUGAUGCCACAGUCACAAUAUCUCACCGAUACACUCCCAAAGAGCAGCUGAAGAAGCACACAAUCCUUGCGGACAUUGUAAUAUCUGCUGCUGGCAUUCCAAAUCUGAUCACAGCUGACAUGAUCAAGGAAGGAGCAGCGGUCAUCGAUGUGGGAAUAAACAGAGUUCAAGAUCCUGUCACUGCAAAGCCCAAAUUGGUUGGAGAUGUGGAUUUUGAAGGAGUCAAGAAGAAAGCUGGUUACAUCACUCCUGUCCCUGGUGGUGUUGGUCCCAUGACCGUGGCCAUGCUCAUGAAGAACACCAUUAUUGCUGCAAAGAAAGUGCUAAGACCAGAGGAGCUGGAAGUGUUCAAGUCCAAACAGCGCGGCGUUGCCACCAACUAGCAGCAUUCCGAGCCAGCCCAAGAGGCAGAGCGGGCCAAGAGGAAUGCAGUGUUUUUUAAUUUAUUCUGUUGAAAUGGUUUAAAAUGUUUGUAUUUAUUGAAAGCUUAAACGGGUGGCUGUGUGUGCGCAUGGCUCAGCAGAACCUCACCAGGGUGCCCAUCAGUUGUCCUGCCUUUGACCCGGUGAUGCACGGGAGACAUCCUCACACCACACCAAGAGUGGAUGCUGAACUUCAUCAAAAAAAAAAAAAAAAAAAAAAGAUCUGCCGUUUUAGGCUCUCAUUUCCCAAGUGCUAUUCCAAUACAAGUUGAUGACUCAUCUUAGGUCCCAAGCCUUUGAGUUCAACUUUCAAACCAAAGGAAACCUUAGUAGAGGAAAUGAAGGGAAAGGAAGAGAAAGCAGCACUGGGUUUCAACGGCACUCCCUUACUCUCGCAGGAGUGCCCCCAUUGCCCUGAGGGAGCUCAGCUGGCUGGGCCUAGCUGUCCCCCUGUGGCAGGUCGUCAGGGAAGGUUUAGAGUCUCCCCACUUGCUGUUAUCCUUCUGUGAGCUUGCCCUAUCUAUUUUAAUUUUCUAGAAUUGAAAGCUCAUUUUAUAAAUGAUGUGUGUAUUAUGUUUGGCUUUUGCAGCACAUUUAAACUUUUAAGUUUCAGACUGUUAGAGAGUUGUGUGUCUGUUUUCUUUGGCAGGUGCUUUGAGGCCUAUUUGUUUUUUGAAAAACAAAACAAAACUUGUACGUGAUAAUCACGAGGGCAGCUCGUGCCACCAAAGAACUGUCGGCAGCUGCCUGCAUGUCUUUCACGUACCCCGUUGGCUUUCCUGAAGUUAUCCAGGAGCUUGAGUUAAUAUAAGACUUAGUCAGAUUUUCUUAUUAAAGCGUUUUGUUGCAGUUGGGUUUUUUGUUAUUUGUUUGUUUUUAAAUAAAGCACAUCUGUCGGGUGUGGAAUGAGUUUCU
Molecule: messenger RNA, 2081 nt
Organism: Mus pahari (shrew mouse)
Lineage: Eukaryota; Metazoa; Chordata; Mammalia; Rodentia; Muridae
Gene: Mthfd2
Product: methylenetetrahydrofolate dehydrogenase (NADP+ dependent) 2, methenyltetrahydrofolate cyclohydrolase
Exons: 8
Coding region: 75-1127 (350 amino acids)
Biological process (GO): tetrahydrofolate interconversion
Cellular component (GO): mitochondrion
Molecular function (GO): methylenetetrahydrofolate dehydrogenase (NAD+) activity; methylenetetrahydrofolate dehydrogenase (NADP+) activity; methenyltetrahydrofolate cyclohydrolase activity
Source: RefSeq, a predicted model, not a curated record